Physella acuta is the source of this 1386-nucleotide messenger RNA. RefSeq names its product meprin A subunit alpha-like. Gene Ontology annotation, cellular component: membrane. Gene Ontology annotation, molecular function: metalloendopeptidase activity; zinc ion binding. NCBI's taxonomy places the organism in Eukaryota, Metazoa, Mollusca, Gastropoda, Physidae. Gene Ontology annotation, biological process: proteolysis. The record is from RefSeq and is a predicted model, not a curated record.
AACAGUCAUCAGAUGUUGACGGAUUUGAAUAUCUAAAUGUCGAAAACUUACAGUACACGCCAGAAGGAACCGUCAUUAUUGGUGAUGUGGAGUUUUACCCGCACAGGAAUGCCAUAGCAAACCUCAAUCACCGUUGGCCUCAAGGUCAUAUACCAUACAUCAUCAGUAGCAAUUACACCACUGUGAUACACAACACAAUAAUGGCGGCCAUACAAGAGUUGGAGAGAGACAUCAACGGACCAACAGAGUGUAUCAAGUUCAUACCACGAACAUCACAGGCCACAUACAUAGACAUCAACAGAGGAACUGGCUGUCACUCAGCGAUUGGCUACAACAACAACGGCAGGCAGAGCGUGUCCAUAGGUCCAGGGUGUGAGUACAAGGGCAUCAUCAUGCACGAGCUCAUCCACACCAUUGGCUUCUGGCACGAACACAACAGAUCUGACAGGGACAACUACAUCAACAUUAACAUGGCCAACGUCAAGACAGAGUACCACCACGACUUCUCUAUCCCGACGAGCUCCAACAACCUGCACACGGCCUACGACUACGGCUCUAUCAUGCACUACGGCCCCUACACCUUCGCCAUAGACCGCACCCACCCAGUCAUCACCCCCAAGCCCGGGCACAUCGUGGAGGAACGUCUGGGCCAGAGAACCAGCCUGUCUGUCACGGACGUACUUAAGAUCCAAAGACUGUAUGGGUGCCGUGAAGAUACUAGCCACAUCACCACACUCGCCCCACGAACAUUUCUGAGCUGUCAUUUUGUGACAAAUAACUGUAGCGUCACCAUCGAGAACACUGCCGUGAAGUGGACGGUUCACAACGGUUCAUCGCCUGCUGGCCCAGGGGCAGGUAACUCUAAUGGCGCAGAUCCUUACAUGCUAGCCCGCGAAUCCCCCACCCACCCGGGGGUGGCCCGCUUCCACACCCCGUCCUACACACACGGAGACCUCUGUGUCGACUUCUACGUGUACCAGAAGGGUCCAAGCUCCUACCUCGAGCUGCUGACUACUGGCCCCCACAUCCAGUCCACAGUGGUCAAGACCUUCCAGCACAAGGGCAUCAGCUUCUGGAGCCACACCUCGACACAUGUCAACAUCCCGGCCGGGACGGAGUACAGGCUGACCUUCCAAGCACACCUCAAUCAAGGUGACGUAGCUGUGGACGACAUCCAGAUAUACAGCGGCAACUGUGUUUAACUAUCUUAAACCCUUAUGUGUUUAGUUUAAUUCUCUUAACACUUACGUCUUUAGUUUACAUUCUCUCAAAGCAACGAGAACACUACCCUUUCUCCGAAACACUACUAGUUUGGUGUCUGUUUUAAUAAUUUCUUUUAUAUAAUAAUAGCUAGAAUAUAUUACACAAAUAUAUCAAUACAACCUC